CAGUCACUCGCACACACCUCCUUCGCUCACCACCAUCGCAUACUCCCCAAAGACAAAUCUCAUCAGCAAUCACAACAACAGCAUCAGCUCCUAGACUGUACGCUACUCAAGACUACCAAAAACCACUCUCACUUCGGCUCACUAGACCGAAGAAUUACAGCAUCUUACGCUCCACUUGAUUGAACCCCUCAAAAGCUCCACCCCUAGCCUCUCACUUCUCCAAUAUGGCCACCACUCAAGCAAAUGGCCUCACCGCAAACAGUGGCGCUGUAGCUUCUUCCUCCACUUCCGCAGCCUCAACCUCGUCCACCAAGCCAGCCGUACAGCCCUCUGAGGUAGGAUGGCUCUUUGUACCCCAGUACUACACCUUCCUCAACCAGAACCCUGGAAGACUGCAUUGCUUCUACACCAAGAAGUCGACAUUGGUCCAUGGGGUGGAGCAGGAGGACGAGAAGCCUUACUUCGGACAGCAGGAAAUUCACGACAGGAUCACCUCCCUCGGCUUCCAAGAUUGCAAGGUCUACGUCUCCAAUGUCGACUCUCAGUCUUCGGCUUCUGGAGGCAUCAUCAUUCAGGUUCUGGGUGAAAUGUCCAACAAGGCUGGACCAUGGCGCAAAUUUGCACAGACUUUCUUCCUCGCCGAGCAGCCUCUCGGAUACUUUGUCUUGAACGACAUCUUCAGGUAUCUCAAGGACGACGAGGAGACUGAGGAGCAGGCCGAGGAGAUCGAUGAGGACCUCCGAAAGGACGAGGCUGAGGCCCGUGAGGAGAAUCGAGACGUUGUUGGAGCUCAGGUUGACAUCAGCGCCAUUGCCCAGCCUGGAGCCACCCCUCACGUCCAGCCGGUCAUCUCAUCAGGGUCCCAGGAGCAACCGUCGGUUGCAGCCAUUGCAGCUGCCCCUACAGACACAAGCGCCGCUGCCGCCGCAGAGCAACCCGCUGUUGAAGAGGCAGCUGCCACUGUACCAGAGCCUGAUGCUCAGCCCAUCGAAUCUGCCAGCGAUGCUGCUGCCGCCGCUGUUGAGCCAGAAGCCCCUGCCGUUCCUGAAGCCCAGCCCGAGGCCGCCCCUGCUCCUGCUGCCGCAAAGGAGCCAGAGCAGCCCGCUGCUCCCCCCAAGCCAAAGACUUGGGCCGGUCUUGCCGCUUCCAACGUCUCCGUCUGGGGUAGCAAUGUCCGCUCCGACGCUAAGGGCGUCAGCAGCAGCAAGCCUUCCACGCCCGCCGCCACUACCCCUACUCCUCGCUCUGCCGCUGCCGCCCCUGCUUCUCACCAGCCCCGAAGCAGCGGUGGCGCCAAUGGCUCGACUGUUGACCCAUCUUCGGUGUUCAUCAAGAAUGUUCAGGCAGAGCAUGUGACCGAAGCCGCCCUCCGCACUGCCCUGACCCAAGCCUUUGGCCCCGUCAAGAACGUUAGCAUCCUCGCCAAUCGUGGAAUCGCCUAUGCCGACUUUCACUCUGCCGAGUCUGGAAAGAAGGCCGUGGCACAGAAUGCCCUCAUCGUAGGCGACAAGGGAUGGAGGGUCAACAUUGAGGAGAAGAAGCCCAGGCCUGAUGCUAGGGGUGGACCUGGGGGAGCUGGUGGACAGAGGGGUAGCUUCCGAGGUGGUGCUUCGGGAGGUCGUGGAGGUGGUGCUGGAAGGGGUAGUGGAGCGGCUGGUCGUGGUGGAAAGAUGAUCGGGUAGGAGGUCUGCCAAGUCAAGGGGAGGGGGAAGACCGGGAGCAGCACCAAGAGGCGAUCAGAUACUGUCGAUGCGGGCACGACAGACUAGGUGGAUCUGAGGGGUGAGAGCGCAGCAGGUGGUACAUCUGUCCGGAUGUCGACGAGCAGCGAUGUGGUGCGAUGGCAGAGAACUCUGGCACUAGCAACACGACAUCUCCUUGUUCGGCUCUUUGCCAUUGCCAAUCCUUGAACUCUCUCUCUUCACAUUCUACCCGUUGUUACCCCUCAGCGAAUUUCAGCAUAACUCCUACUUUGCUCCCUGCCAAAAUUCAUAGCCCCGCAUCUCCUCCCCUG
This is a messenger RNA of Microstroma glucosiphilum, 2014 nucleotides long. RefSeq lists its product as hypothetical. Bases 225 to 1682 code for a protein of 485 amino acids. The transcript has 3 exons. Gene Ontology annotation, molecular function: mRNA binding. Lineage: Eukaryota; Fungi; Basidiomycota; Exobasidiomycetes; Microstromatales; Microstromataceae. Gene Ontology annotation, biological process: ribophagy; protein deubiquitination. Gene Ontology annotation, cellular component: Ubp3-Bre5 deubiquitination complex; ribonucleoprotein complex; cytosol. The record is from RefSeq and is a predicted model, not a curated record.